AUGAAGAGUUUAAGUGUUGUUUCAUGGCACCAUCAAACGCCUGAAAGGCGACCCCUUAAGCGUUCACGUCUCGGUCCACCUGACGUCUAUCCGCAGGAUACCAGGCAAGAAGAAGACAAUUUGGGUGCAGAUCGUCUCAAAAAAGGGUAUCAAGUAGCAGUUACGUCAUAUGAACACGAAUCAAUUGUUUGGAACGUUAAGGUUCCAAGAUUCGAUCGGCCACCAGAAGAGGCGAUGACGCGUGGUGCACAGAUAGUAAUGCAAAUAUUGAAUAAAAAAUUAGAAUUAAAUGCAAAUUUGGACAAAGAACGCAAAAGGGCGACCAAGGAUGGAGUAUUUCAAAAUUUUUCACAUACGGUUAGACAAGCAGACAAGUCAAAAGAACGUAAGGAGUGGUUCACGGACCUCGCGAUCGGUAAAUCCUUGGCAGUACUAGCCAAAAGGCCGCCGUUUUUUCGCAAGAAAGAAGACGCAUUAGAAUAUUUAUGUGAUUUCAAAGUACCAAUUCAACGCGCAUUGUGGUUUUUGAAGUUGAUUGCGAUUGGUCAAGGCAUUGCAACGAAUGUUAAUAAACAGAAGAAGUCAACAAAUGACCAACUUGCUUCGGAACAUGCAUCAUUAUUCACGAAGUACAUAAAGGUGAUGCUAUCACAAAUGAGUGAUAGUGCAAAAUUGGAUACGAAUAUUGUUUAUACGGAACGAUGGCCACAUUUCGUUUGUAUCUGCAAGCAUGCAUAUGAGGAUGGUAUGAUCGAACGACAAGAAUUCUUAAUGGAUUUAUGUGAUAUAUUCGCUGAUCGUUUCUUACAACGCUCAGAUAAACCGCAUUUCUUAACGUUAUUUCGUUUAUUUUUAACCUUUUUUUCGCAAUAUACCGAUCAAAUAACACAAAAUUUAUUAUUGUCAAGAAGAUGUGCGUUCUUGGUUGCCAAAAGAUUGGCGUUGAAUAAGAAAGAAAUGGAGGACGGAGUUGGAAGAGUUGUUGAUAUGAACGAAAUGUUUGAUGAGAUGAUUCAAUGCCAAAAUCAACGUUCUAUUAUCCUCAUACUUUGUGGUAUGUUGUACGCUAUUCUAAUCGAUUGUCCCGGUGCAUUAAUUUGGAAUAAUUUUCAAGUGGCAGAAGGUCGACCGCCACCGUUAUUGCAUAAUUUAUGCGGUUCACCAUUAGACGUUUUACCAUGUUCGAUCGAGUGCUUACCGAUCCCGCAAGGUCACGGCAAUGACAAACUCAGUGAACUAAUACAGCUGAGGGUUGUCGAGGUGAAGAGACGAAGCCGUGCUGUCGACAAUCACUGGUCCAUUAAUCAUUCACACAAAGCUGGAUUCGCAUUAAUCGUGCAAACAUGUUUGGAAAUUCUUGGUGCGUUAGAUGCAGCGAGGUUGGAUCAGCCAAGGGCUAUCGAGAAAAUUUAUAAUCAAAUUUUCAAUAAUUCAUAUCGUGAAAAAUUUGAUCAUGAAGACGCGAUUCGAGUAAAAGUUUUAAUACAUUGGGCAGUAACGGUUGAACGAGAAGGUACCUAUCGAGCAUUGGUUGUGGCGAGUGUACUUGCAUUGCGGGUCAAUCAUAGGAAGGGUUUCAAAUUCGGUGAACGUCAUUUGCAAGAUAUCUUAUUGGAGUAUUUGGAUACAGAAGGACCGAAGUUUGGUGAUGAGUACUUUCACGAGGAAUUCGCCAAUUUGAUGCAUUUGUUUAUGGAAUUACAAAGGGCUGGUGUAUUUUCACAUGAUUCUUAUGUGAAAGGUUUGAUUACAACUGGUGAAAUGAGCGAGCAGUUACCGAUUAUGACUCUUAUCAAGAAUCGAAUACAACAAAGUGUUAGUGUUUUGAAUCAACGGAAUGUGAAUGCUGAUAAUAUGUUCAGUGGAAUGAACAAUGAUGAAAAACGCUUUUUAAUGUCGUCAUCAACAAAUUUAUUAGUGAAUAUGCCAUUAGAAGCAGAUGAUGAACAUCCUUUCAUGGGUUAUGAAGUCACUUCACACGAACGUUUCUUAAUUCAUUUGUCAGUUCCGCAAACUAAUGAAUAUCGCAGUGAAUGCAAUCAGAGAGCGUUGUUACUGUACGGAAUAGGUGAACAACGAGACGUGAUAAAGAACGAACUGAAGAAAGUGGCACGUGAGAUUGCGAAGAUAUGGACAAAACGUAUCGUCAUUGAGUUCUCGUUCUCGAAACCAUCCGAAAUUCGUUUCAAAAAGCGCGCAAGUCGUGAUCAAAUCAAUGAGGCACUUCAAAAAUUCAAAUCGCAGACGUAUUAUGAUCAAUUAGUGUUGUGCGGUUGGUGCUGCGAUAAUUUUAUUCUAAUGAUAACCGAUUUCGUUGAUGGCCAUAGUGCAGUGUUACCAGCAGCUGAAGGUUUCGAUGUGUUAUUGAACAUGAUGGAACAUUGCAAGAAUAUUUACGGUAUUAUGGAACUUGCUGAGGAGUUGUUGCCGUUACUGGCGUCGGUUGAGCAGGUGUUAUCAGAACGUCGUGUUGACUGUGUUCCUUCGAUUGUGUCCACACACCUUGGUUAUAUACUCUGUUCAUAUAUUAGUCACAACUAUUAUUAUUUUAUUCACUCUGAAAACGCACCUGAAAUUGUUAACGGAUUGUAUAACUUGAUAGAGAAUCAACUAAAAUCAACAGAAUCGUGUCUCACCGGAUGGGGUCGGUCGAUAGGUAUAUUCGUACUGAAUGCCAAACAACAAUUAAUUGAAUGUGAUUUAAUCAGCAAUAAAUUGGUCGAUGCCAAACGUGAUCUAUUAAAACGUUUAUUACCAUCCAUUCAACAAACUAAAUUUUCCACUUCAAUCACUUCGGCCAAAUAUAACGCACAUCUUUUCAAGGAAUUUCUGGAUGAACCGAAAAGGAUGUUCUCAUUCAAUGAUUAUCGUCGAAUCAACGCGUUAAUAAAUGAUGAAGAAGCACGGUACAGUUUCGUGAUUAGUGCGUUGAAUGCUGCCAGACAGUGCGGUAACGACUACGAUAAACUCGUCGAGUUGUCGAAUAUCUGUUCGCAUUUAUCGUCACAGGCAAACAUCUGCAACGAAUGGUGUGGUGCCCUUCAAGCGUUGUGCUGUUCGAGUGUAGCUGGUUCGAAUCAUGGAUUUGCUGAUCUCUUUCUUGUUAUUAAUGUUGAAGAUUCAAAGUGUCAUUACAGUAUUGCAACAUUUUAUAUGCUACUCGCCUCUCGUAAUUGUUUCAGCAUGAAUGCCCUAUUUUAUCAGCUAUUGCAGUCUGUGUUUUCGUCUCUAUUAAAGUCUGAUUCGUCGAAAACAGACGUUGAUGCGGAAGCGGGUGUGUGUUUAGCGUUACUGGUUAUUGCUGAUAUGGUAUGCCAAAACGACGAGCCAAUUAUACUAUCAUCUUUAUAUACGGGUGAAAAAGAGCCACGAAAGCAUUUGUCGGGGAUGGCUGAUAAAUGGGCAUUAUCAGAGGGACAUUUGCACGAUAUUGGCGAAUCAAUGUUUGAGUUGCUUCUGACAAUAUCGAUAAUAGCAGAUUAUACGAAGAAUAAACUCAGAGAUCGUAUUGAAGAUAAAGGAGAACAUAAUUUUCGUCGUGAAUAUAUAUCGCAAAUAUCAAAAGGCGUUCUGAUGGCAAUGUGCGAACAGGACUGGGUUACUCAACGCAUCUAUCGUGUCUGUGAACAAACCAAUAUGGAUGUAUUCAAUUCGCAUCGUCUCAAGAAGAAUUGUUUGGGUCAACAGCUGUUACGUAUGGCACUGCGACGUAAAUGUGAACGAUUAAUUGUGCAAGAGUUGACAGUUUGUAAUGGAAAUUCAAAGAAAUCACUAAUCGACAAACUGCUCUCAGUUUUGAAUAUUUGGAAUAUACGUGCCACAUAUUUCGAUCUUAAACUCAUGAUCAAAGAGAUAUCACCAGAAGGCUCGAGCAGUAAGCAUGCACAACAAGGGGCGAUAGCAGCUGAUGCUCUGAUUGCCGAAAUUGGACGAUGUUGUCGCGAUUUAUUCACUAGUAAAAUCGAUAAGAAAUUAACUGACGCAGCUAUUGGAAAAGCGUUCAGAUUGAAACACAUUACCAACUACUGGUUGAUAUCGCCGUUAAUUCGUUUAUGCCCGAAGCCCGGUAAUUUACCAGCAUCGUUUCCUGCCGUAACGGUACAAGCCAAAUUCCUUAAAGAGGCGGCAUCGAUGUUGGAUACGGCAACUGAUUGCAGUAGAGAACGUAUCCAACAAAGUGCGUGGUUGUUAAGUGAAGAACCGUUUUUAAACUUGGUAUUAACGUGUUUGAAAGGUGAAGAUCAACAGCGUGAUUGUCUUGUUGGCUCAUUAUUAAAGCAACUGCAAGAUUUGGUGGCUAAAACAAAAGACAAUGCAACACUGCCAUAUUUGCGCAAAUUCGCAACGGAACGUGAAGGUCUUCUAUUGCGAUUAUCGUUAAUCGGCGGUAUGUUUGAUUCGGUGUGUCAACAAAAUAGCUGUGAUGCUUGGGCAUUACUUCUCUUUCAACUCAUGUUAUUUGGUAUUGUUUCGCGAGAACGUGAUAGGUUUUUAUUUGAAUCAUGUUUCGACAUGCUGAGCACAUUAUUGGUUUGGUCGAUUACCGAUCCAAUGAAUGCAGUACCCGUAAAUUCACAAGAUCCAGACACAAAGUAUCGUUUCACUAAUUAUUGCGUCAUCGUUAAAAAACUGAGAGUAAGUUUCAAAAAUCGUUUUAUUAUAUCUCUUUACUCAGCUAUAUUAACAGUUUUCAACAAUCAUUUUGUGUUCUUGUCAUUUGACUGUGUUAUGAAGGUCAGUCUUGUAAUUGUAAUCGGGAAUGAAUUGAAGAAAGAGCUGAACGAGCGUGCGUUGAUCCCCGAACUGCGCUGUCUGAUGCAAUUUCUGCCCAUACCCAAGCCAGCUUUCGAACUAAUCACUUGUGAACCGUAUGGCACUCUACCAAUCUCUCCACAGAAACUGUCGAAAGGUCAGAUUGGUUCAUCACCCGUUAAAGCUAACAAGCAAGGAUUACAGUUCGCUGAAAAAAUAAAAAUUUCGUCCUAUGACAUGGUACAAAACUUCAAUUCGGAAAGCUCGUUGAAGCGCACCUGGACGUGGACAAUGUUUCAAGCGGUGAAAUUGGAUCGUUGUCCAGUUGCAGUUCAAAAGCAUAUUCAACGUCUUAUCCAGCAUGCACAUUACAAUGAGUUUGUUCGACCCACCAUCUGUGGUAUGGAUAGACCACCGAAUCUGGAUAUUUACCUGUCACCUCCAACGAUGGAUGUCUCUGAAACACCAGUGAGCAGCGUUCAUCAUGUCUCGUCAAACAGCACUCCUGCAACAACCACCUCCACAUCUGUGACAGCAGCUCAAAUGUCUGUACCGUCACAAGCACCGUCCAAUGAGCCGAUGAUAUUCGCAGGUCAGGUUGGUGCAGUGCAACAGUUACCUGAUAUGGGUCGUGUUCAAGCUACUGCCUCACCUCGUGGUAGCAGAGGUGGACGUCGAAAAAAUGCAGGAGGAUUAUCGACACGUUCACAAGGAACAACCCGUAAGAAAAAGACGGCUGAACAACUGGCUGCGGUGGUUGGUGCAGUGUCAUCGAAUGCAACUGCAUCAUCGCAAGCUGUUCUCACUGGUACAGCUCCUGCAGUUACCGCUGCUGCUUCAAUUGCUGGCGGACCGGGGCAAGGUCAGGCACCGGCGCAGGCUUAUGGAUGGGGUUCUGUUGGUCCGCCUGGCCAAGCUCCUCCACCAUCGGCUCAGCCACCCGGAGGUGUAAAUCAAGCAACGCAGUCACAACUUAUGCAUGGUGCACCUCCUCAACAGUUUCCAUCGAAUCAACAAGCACUUGAGGAUUCAAAGACGAAGAUCCAUACGAUGAUCCUGAAACGUCAAGCACAAGCUGCAUCUGGCAAUACUGCCUCACAAAACUUCCAAGGAAUGGCGUCUGUGUCGGCCAAUCAAAAUCAGUACGGUGCAAUGAUGAUGAAAAUGGAUGGUAGUUCGAUGCGGGUUGAUCAGCAGCAAUCUUAUCCUGCUGGUGCACCGCCGCAGUUAUCCAUGACUCAGGAUCAAAAUGCUCAAUUCGGUGCUCAGCAGCGUAACUAUACAGCUCAACAAUCGCAACCAAAUGCCAAUAGUGUCUUUGAUAGUCGUAUGAUGAGCCAUCACCAAGCUGCAGCUGCUGCAGCCGCGGCAGCACAGCAACAAGCAAUGCAGUUCCAGCAACAGUAUCAGCAACAACAGUACUGA
This is a messenger RNA of Anisakis simplex (herring worm), 6177 nucleotides long. NCBI's taxonomy places the organism in Eukaryota, Metazoa, Nematoda, Chromadorea, Rhabditida, Anisakidae. The record is from the annotation of a GenBank genome assembly.